Tribolium madens (black flour beetle) is the source of this 1187-nucleotide messenger RNA. Its product is annotated as venom acid phosphatase Acph-1-like. The transcript has 6 exons. Lineage: Eukaryota; Metazoa; Arthropoda; Insecta; Coleoptera; Tenebrionidae. Bases 10 to 1119 code for a protein of 369 amino acids. The record is from RefSeq and is a predicted model, not a curated record. Gene Ontology annotation, biological process: dephosphorylation. Gene Ontology annotation, molecular function: phosphatase activity.
AAAAUUUCAAUGCAGUCGUUUCGGUUAUUUUUCUGGUCUUUUUAUUUGCUAAUACACGAAUUUUUCUCUCAACUGACCGAAAAUGUGACUCAAGAYAAUGAUACACUUGUGUUAUUACACGUCAUUUUCAGACACGGUAACAGAACUGUGAACGGUCCUGAAGAAUUGUACCCCAAGGACCCGUAUUUGAACGAGACUUAUUUUCCAUUUGGGUUAGGACAACUUACAAAUGCGGGGAAAGUGAGAGAAUACUCAGUUGGUAAAGCAUUGCGAAAGCGGUAUGAUAAUUUCCUGGGGGGUUACUACCACCCUGAAUUGGUCGAGGGUUGGAGCACUGAUUAUAACAGGACUAAAAUGUCCCUAGAAUUGGUUUUUGCGGGGUUGUUUCCGCCCCAAAAAGAGGAAACUUGGAACCAGGACUUGCCUUGGCAUCCCAUUCCAUACAAUUAUCACCAGAGAGCCGACGAUAAGGUUUUAUUGGGGGUGACUUGUCCGUAUUAUUUAAAAUUGUACGAUCAAGUGGUAGAAUCUCGGAAUUAUCAAACCAAAGUUCGGAAAAAUCGAGAAAUAUUCGCCUACAUUUCGAAUAAUACAGGUCUCAAUGUUACGAAAUUCCUCGAUGUUUAUAAUCUCUACUUCGGGUUGGCCACAGAGGAAGAAUGGGGUUUUAAGUUGCCCGAAUGGACAAAGUCGGUGUGGCCGAAAACAAUAAUCGAUUUAAGUAUCGAAGAAUAUUUCGCGUCAACGGCCACAACAGAGCUGAAUCGGAUGGCUUCUGGUUAUUUCUUGCAAAAAAUCAUCACGGAUACGAAGAAAAAAAUUCAAACUGGCAACGAGCGAAAAAUUUAUUUGUAUUCCGCUCACGAGAAUAACAUCGCGGAAUUGUUAAUCCUUCUUGGGAUUUUUGAACCGCUGCACAUCCCGGAUUACGGCUCUUAUCUCACUUUCGAAGUGCAUCGAGUUGGGGACAAAUACGGGAUUAAGAUUUAUUAUGAGAAUUAUACCGGAGGUGGACCCAAACUGAUGAAAUUGCCAGCUUGUGAGACGUUUUGUGAAUUUGAUAAAUUUAUGUCUCUCAUUGAGGAAUAUAUGCCGGUCGACGAUCCGUGCAGCAAAUAACAAAAAACAUACAUACUUUUUCGGUAACUAAUUAACAAAGUUAUCAAUAAAUAAAGUCUCAAAAAUGA